Messenger RNA from Asparagus officinalis (garden asparagus), 324 nucleotides. RefSeq names its product calcineurin B-like protein 4. Gene Ontology annotation, biological process: calcium-mediated signaling. The coding region runs from base 1 to 324 and encodes 107 amino acids. Lineage: Eukaryota; Viridiplantae; Streptophyta; Magnoliopsida; Asparagales; Asparagaceae. The transcript has 4 exons. Gene Ontology annotation, molecular function: calcium ion binding; kinase binding. The record is from RefSeq and is a predicted model, not a curated record.
AUGCCUAGAGAUGUAACCGUCUACGACUGGGUUUUACUUGAUAAUAAGGGUUGGAGAUCGAACUCCAGCUUCGUUGCAUUUAGACUGAAUGACUUAAGGCGCACUGGCUAUAUUGAACGUGUCGAGUUAAAAGAGAUGGUGCUGGCUCUUUUCAGUGAAUCAGAUUUAUGCCUUUCUGAUGAUGUUGUUGAUCAAAUAGUCGAUAAGACUUUCAUGGAGUCAGAUAAGAAGGGUGAUGGAAAGAUAGAUCUGGACGAAUGGAAGGAAUUUGUAGAUAUAAAUCCAUCAUUGCUGAAUAACAUGACUCUUCCAUACUUAAAGUAA